Molecule: messenger RNA, 1836 nt
Organism: Phycodurus eques (leafy seadragon)
Lineage: Eukaryota; Metazoa; Chordata; Actinopteri; Syngnathiformes; Syngnathidae
Gene: rap1gapl
Product: RAP1 GTPase activating protein-like
Exons: 18
Coding region: 1-1662 (553 amino acids)
Biological process (GO): activation of GTPase activity; regulation of small GTPase mediated signal transduction
Cellular component (GO): cytoplasm
Molecular function (GO): GTPase activator activity
Source: RefSeq, a predicted model, not a curated record
AUGGAGGAAGAAAAGAACGAAAACACGUUCUUCCCUAGAAAGAGAAGUUUCACUUUUGGGGCUUAUGAAAGCGUGAAGCUAUCCGGGGAUGAGGCAGGAGCUGAACCUACAGAGGACUACACAAUGGACAUUUUGGACCCCCCAGUAUAUGACAGCAAGCCGGUCCUCUCCGCUAGCAACAGCCAGAAGGAGACCGAGCUGUUUGAAAUCAUUGAAAAACUCCAGGGUAGCAGACUUGAUGAGCAGCGAUGUGAAUUCCCACUGCCUCUUAAGUCUCAGCUUUUGACUAUAGGUGGAGAGCAGCCAAUCAUCCUCCCUUCGAAGCUGGGGGGCUACUGGAUAGACCCGCCUGUGGAAAUGCUUGCAGAUGUCAGUCCCACCUCCUCCCAUCACGGCCUCCAAGCAGACAGCUACGAACUCAUGGAAAGGGACGGCGAGGCCAAAAUCUACCACGAUUUUUUCCGCUCACAGUAUCACCAUUCAUUCACAGCAAUAGAUCCAACAUUAGGGCCACUGGUUGUGUCUGUGUGUUUGGAGGAAGAGGAGAAUAGGAUGCGAGUCAUACUAAGAAUGAAAGAGUGCUCUCGACAUAGAGUUUUCUCCCUGUCACUUUUUCACAGCAUUCCAUCGGCUGUCGAACUGGCAAAGAUGCUGUGCGACAGAGUGACUGUCUCAAAGUUUGAAGCGGUCACCUACCUCAAGGCGCCGGUACUAAUAAGUGCAUUCGAUGAACACAGAAUGUCUUACAAUUUCAAGUUUGGUGUAUUGUACCAAAAAGAGAAUCAGUUGACUGAGGAGGACAUACUCGGUAACGAUGAGGAAAGCGAGGCGUUUACAGAGUUCCUGUCUAUUUUGGGAGACACGGUUCAACUCCAAGGCUUCACUGGAUUCAGAGGAGGUCUGGAUGUGUGUCACGGCCAGACAGGAAGCGAGGCGGUCUUCGCUUCCUUUCACGGCAGAGAAGUCAUGUUCCAUGUGGUGACCAAACUGCCCUUUACAGAGGGCGACCCACAGCAGCUGCAAAGAAAGCGACACAUUGGUAAUGACAUUGUAGCGCUGGUCUUCCAAGAGGGUCUGACUCCUUUCUUAGCAGAUGUCAUUAAGUCGCACUUCCUGCACUGUUUCAUCGUGGUCCGGAGGGUUCCGAGCGGGAAGACAGACGACACGGGCCAAGCUGCAUAUCAGAUAUCUGUCACAGCCAGAGAAGAUGUUCCUCCAUUUGGUCCCAUCCUUCCAGAUCCUCCAGUCUUCACAGAUCACUCCCUACUGAGAGAAUUCCUCCUGACCAAGCUCAUCAAUGCGGAGAUUUCCUGCUAUAAAGCUGAGCAGUUCAGCAGACUGGAGCUGCGCACUCGUUCAUCACUUCUGGAGAGUCUGCAGGCAGAACUCUCCACUCGUUCGCACUGCAUGCUGGGAGAUCCAUCAGCCUCCUCUCUCCCCACCACUGAAAAUGUCAGAGGGGCGUCCGAAAGCAGUGGGGGAUUCAUUGAGAAUUUUAAGCGGGCUAUCAGAGUGCGGAGUCAUUCCUUCGAGACCCUCGGAGUGCCCAGGAAAAUCAGUGGCAUCUCCCCACAGAAACCGAAGACAGACAAAGAUGCAGAGAGCGACUGCUUGGCACCAGCUGAAGUCAAAGAUCCUACAAGUCCUCAAGAGGAGACGUAGAAGAACGCCACCUUGCAGAUUUUCCUUUUAUGUUGACCUCAUUAUCUGUGUGAAUGACUCCUGUAAAUAGACAGUAAAGUUAGCAUUGCUGCUCAUGCGAUUAUCAUACUGCACUAGCAGUCAUAUCUGUGAUUUAAGAUAAUCCAAAUCAUAUUUUAGUGACAUGUAUACUAA